UGCUGUGGAAACAGGAGAGGAGCAGGGGAGCCUGGGAAGUGGAUGACACGGACGGCCAGCCCUAGUCGGAGCUGCCGCUACGUUUAGGAGGAACAGCGGUGUCCUGUGGCUCCCACCCUCCAGGGGGGCCGGGGAAGGGGUGGUGUCAGGGGCAUGGACGCUACCCCCCAGGGGUCUCUGCUGCCGGCUACUCUCCUCUCCACGCGCUGUGAGUUGAGUUGCGGGGGACUGGGGUUUGGGCCCCUAAAUCCAAGGCAAGCGGGGGCUUGGGAACAGCUCGUUCCUGAGGGAGCUUGCACCAGAGCCCCUUCCAAAAACUAAACCCCCCCUGCUGGCCAGCACUCCGCAGGGAGAGAAAGGGAGGUCCAGGAAAAUGUGGCACUGGGGUCUUCUGGAAAGGGGUCACAGCAUGCACAAGAAAUAAGGAGUAAGCUGGAGGAACAGGAGUCUCUGGAGGGAAGGUGCAGAAAUCAAGUGUAUUUCACACCUUUACCUCCCCACUGAGAAAUAUGCAGCCUCCGCUCAGGAAGACAGGCGAGGGGACACGAAGUAAGGCUCGCCUGGAUCCCUGGGGCGGUGGAAAGCAAGAGAAUUCUGGGGGUGAUCCGACCCUGGGGUUCCUGCCCACCCCUGUGCAGAGAGAUCUGCCUAAGCAGGCAGAUGGGGGCUCAGAUGACCUAAGACCCCGAGAGAACAUCUGGAAGCCUUCCUGGGGCUGACGCUAGGAAAAGUGGGAACCAGGUACUCUUUUGCAUGACUUGGGGUCUCUGAGCCAGUCAGUGCUUAGAGAGAACUUCUAGCGGGCAUCCCUGGCUGCAAGGAGGGAAAGGGAAGCUCAUUGUGGGGGGAGGGAAAGACCCUGAUCUGCACUGGACCCUGUGUCCCCUGACUCCUCUUGGAAAAUCAAUGUGGGGGAGGUGUCCCUAACUUCCAAGGCGUCUUUUUUUAUUUUUCCUCCUGCCCUCUACCCCAAACACACACACACACACACACACACACACUCCAGCCGAACACCUCAUUCCAGAACUUAAAUUCUGGAGCGCUGGGAUUGGAGUUGUAUAUCCGAGCAGUCUCUCCCCGGGGCCUUGGUCAAACAUCCAGGCCAUCUGUGAUCCUUGUCGCCUUCCUCCUGUCCAGCCGCCCCUCCCCCAUCCCAGCCAACCCAGGUUUCCCUGGAGUGGGCGGAGAGAACGAGUCCCAGGAAGAAGGGAAGGUUGAACAGGACCACGUCCUUCUUCUAAAGCUUUCCUUGCAGGGGUCUGGGGCCGGGGGAGGGGCUCUGGACCUCUCUCUCAGCACACUGCAGCCCAGAUUGCUCCUGGGGGGAAGGAUCUGAAGCGAAAUCAGGCCCCCUGCGGCCGCCGCCAUGGCGCGGGCCGGCGCCCCCCGCUCCCCGGGCCCCGAGCCGCCGCGCCGCCGCGGCCGCCAGCGCUACGUGGAGAAGGACGGCAGGUGCAACGUGCAGCAGGGCAACGUGCGCGAGCCGGGCCGCUACCUGACCGACCUGUUCACCACGCUGGCCGACCUGCAGUGGCGCCUGAGCCUGCUCUUCUUCGUGCUCGCCUACGCGCUCACCUGGCUCUUCUUCGGCGCCAUCUGGUGGCUGGUGGCCUACGGCCGCGGCGACCUGGAGCACCUGGGCGACGCGGCGUGGACGCCGUGCGUCAACAACCUCAACGGCUUCGUGGCCGCCUUCCUGUUCUCCAUCGAGACGGAGACCACCAUCGGCUACGGGCACCGCGUCAUCACCGACCAGUGCCCCGAGGGCAUCGCGCUGCUGCUGCUGCAGGCCAUCCUGGGCUCCAUGGUGAACGCCUUCAUGGUGGGCUGCAUGUUCGUCAAGAUCUCGCAGCCCAACAAGCGCGCCGCCACGCUCGUCUUCUCGUCGCACGCCGUGGUGUCGCUGCGCGACGGGCGCCUGUGCCUCAUGUUCCGCGUGGGCGACCUGCGCUCGUCGCACAUCGUCGAGGCCUCCAUCCGCGCCAAGCUCAUCCGCUCGCGCCAGACGCUGGAGGGCGAGUUCAUCCCGCUGCACCAGACCGACCUGAGCGUGGGCUUCGACACGGGCGACGACCGCCUCUUCCUCGUGUCGCCGCUCGUCAUCAGCCACGAAAUCGACGCCGCCAGCCCCUUCUGGGAGGCGUCGCGCCGCGCCCUGGAGAGGGACGACUUCGAGAUCGUCGUCAUCCUCGAGGGCAUGGUGGAGGCCACCGGAAUGACCUGCCAAGCUCGGAGCUCCUACCUGGUGGACGAGGUGCUGUGGGGCCACCGGUUCACGUCGGUGCUCACGCUGGAGGACGGCUUCUACGAGGUGGACUAUGCCAGCUUCCACCAGACCUUCGAGGUGCCCACACCCUCGUGCAGCGCCCGGGAGCUGGCCGAGGCCGCCGCCCGCCUAGACGCCCAUCUUUACUGGUCCGUCCCCAGCCGGCUGGAUGAGAAGGUGGAGGAGGAGGGGGCCGGGGAGGGCGCGGGCGGAGGGGCUGGCGCGGACAAGGAGCAGAACGGCUGCCUGCCGCCCCCGGAGAGCGAGUCCAAGGUGUGACCAGUUUUCCUCCAGACCCCUGUGGCAGGGCCAGACACCGGUACCUGGGAGCUGGAUGGCGCGGGCGGAGGAGGAGGCAGGCAAGGCCCCCUCGGGGGACGCGCUGAGGCCGGAGAGCCCCCUCAGAAUGGCAAGCCCAGAAUCCAGCGGACGGCGCGGGGCCUGGUUUCGGGAGGACGGACGGUGGGGACGGGUAACGUGCCAGCCUGUGUGUGUUCGGCCCUCACGUCUGUUCACGGGUGGACGGAUGGACAGAAGGAUGGAUCUAUGCGGGGCUGGAUGGGGAGACGGGAGCAGACGGACGGACGCCAACGGGGAGGUAGACGGACAGACGCAGGUGGCGGGCCCGGGGCCGCUGCUCGGCCCUGGGGCAUCUCUGUGCGAAUUCUGGAAAGGCGCCCUUUCCCUCCGGAACCGAUGCCGUCCGGAACCAGAGGGCACGGCUUGGGGAGCGGAGUGCGGGCUGGGUUUUAGUCCCCACUCACCUCCCCGGCCAGCCUCCCCGUGCUGCGGCCCACCUGUCUCGCUGGACACGGUGGCCCGAGCUGACCCCGAGGAGAGAACGCCGCGCGGACGGAGGUGGGCCGGGCCGAGGGUGCCCGCCCCGCCCCGCCCCCACCACUGUGACCGGAGCAGGAGGGCGAAAGGCUGCGGGGGUGGCUCGGCCGGGUGUGAGUGACCUUGCCCCCACGUGCAGGGAGACAGGGCCCCGGGGAAGGAGGAGCAGGGACAGCUAUUUUCUGACAGCGCGACGAGAUCUCAUAAAUAGCACUGCAGCGGCAGGAGAGGAAGAGGGACGCUCUGGGGAAGAAGAAGGGCCAGGAGAGAUCUAGAAAGUGAGUUCGCUCGAGCUAGGGUACAGGGGCCCGUGGGAAAGCGGAGUUUGUCCCGGGGCACGGUGACCUGGGAGCCACUGGCGGGGUUCACCGGGUGCACGUUGGGUACAGAGCACUGACCCGGUACAGGCGGGGCGGGCGUUCGGAGACCUGGUUCCUGUCCUCGGGACACGGUGUCCCUGAGGCAACCGCACCAGGUGUGGCUCAAACAGAACCCGACCGUCUCUCGGAGCAGAGGGCGGGAGGGUUCGGUGAUGGGAAAGCUGGGGGCUGAGUAAGGCCCAGAGAACGACAGAGAAUGAGUGAGCCAGCACUUGUCAAAUUGGCGUGUCCAUCAGAGUCGCCUGUAGACCUUGUGGAAAUGCAGGCGGCUGGGCCCCGCUCCCGGAGUUUCGGCCUCGAUAGGUGUGGGGUAGAGACCAAAAACUUGCAUUUCUAGCAAGUUCCCAGGUCAUGCCGAUGCUGCUGGUACGGGGGCCACACUUUGAGAACCACUGCUCUACAUAGACUUGGAAGUCACGUCAGGAGGUAGGGCAUUUGAGCUGAGGAGGAGCUGAAGGGUGGUUGAGGGGGAGCUGAAGGGGAAUUGUGGAGAAGCUGAGGGGGAGCCGAGAAGAAACUGAGGAGUAGCUGAGGGGAAGCUGAAGGGGAAGCUAAGGAGCAGCUGAGGAGUACCUGAGGGUAGCUAAGGAAUAGCUGAGGAGAAGCUGAAGGGAAGUAGCUGGGGAGUAGCUGGGCCGAGGGAAAGCUGAGGAGUAGCUGAGGGGUAGCUGAGUAGCUGAGGUGUGGCUGAGGGGAAGCUGAGGAGUAGCUGAGCUGAGGAGUAGCUGAGCAAAAGCUGAGAGUAGCUAAGGAAUAGCUGAAGAGAAGCUGAAGGGAA
Acinonyx jubatus (cheetah) is the source of this 4261-nucleotide messenger RNA. RefSeq names its product potassium inwardly rectifying channel subfamily J member 9 (gene KCNJ9). The coding region runs from base 1367 to 2545 and encodes 392 amino acids. The transcript is spliced from 3 exons. Gene Ontology annotation, cellular component: plasma membrane. Gene Ontology annotation, biological process: potassium ion import across plasma membrane; regulation of monoatomic ion transmembrane transport. The record is from RefSeq and is a predicted model, not a curated record. NCBI's taxonomy places the organism in Eukaryota, Metazoa, Chordata, Mammalia, Carnivora, Felidae. Gene Ontology annotation, molecular function: G-protein activated inward rectifier potassium channel activity.